Tyto alba (common barn owl) is the source of this 4271-nucleotide messenger RNA. RefSeq names its product cell wall biogenesis 43 C-terminal homolog (gene CWH43). Gene Ontology annotation, cellular component: endoplasmic reticulum. Lineage: Eukaryota; Metazoa; Chordata; Aves; Strigiformes; Tytonidae. The coding region runs from base 75 to 2180 and encodes 701 amino acids. Gene Ontology annotation, biological process: GPI anchor biosynthetic process. The record is from RefSeq and is a predicted model, not a curated record. The transcript has 17 exons.
GGCGCGCGGUCCCCCCGGCACUCGGGGCUCGGCUCCGGGCGAGCGGGGCGAAACCCUCGCCGGGCCGCGUCGCGAUGUUCCCGCUGUGGAGGGCCGUUGUCUCCGAGAGCCUCCUGGGCUACAUUUCUUGGUCUCUUUACCAUGCACUACCACCAAUGAUCUAUUACUUCCCUCUUCAGACAUUGGCACUCACGGGUCUAGAAGUCUUUGCUGUUGCCUUCUUUUCUCCAAUAUUCUUGAUAAUUGGCCCUUUUUGGAGGUUUGCUAACAAUAAGUACAUCCUAGCCCUUCUGAGACUGACUAUGGUUGGAAGCUUAGCAUCAUACCAGGCACCAAAUGCUUCAAUCAGACUAUUCAUCUUGGCUGCAGGUGUUUCUUCCUCGUUGCUGGUUCAAACAGUAACAUGGUGGUCAGGAAACAGUUUACAAAGGUUCAUCAGGAUAUGGGGCUUCAUGCUAGGCAAGAUAAUGCUCCUUGUUCUUCGCAUCUGGUAUACAUCACUAAACCCAGCCUGGAGCUCACAAGCUGCCAAUACUGUCAUACUGACUAUUGGUUUUAUAGUAUCAGUGGAGCGAAUUUAUUCAGGUGGAGACAAGAGGAAAGAAGAAGCAAACAAACCUGGUAAUGCAGUUAGAGAGACUGUUUCCCACCCUCACUGGUUUUUGUCAGGGAUUGCUUUUGGCAGCCUCAUGUUUCUCACCCUGUGGAUAUUUGGGGAAGUCUCAUUAGUUUCUAGAUGGGCAGUAAGUGGACAUCCACAUACAGGUCCAGAUCCUAAUCCUUAUGGCGGUACAAUUCUCUUGGGCCUGGCUCAUGGACUGAUGCUUUCAUUUUGGAGCUGGUCUUCUAUUACGCGUUUUGCCUGGUUUCUUGUAGGCUUGGCAUCUUCAGCUGGUCUCCUUUAUUUACACACCUGGAGUGCUGCUGUAGCAGGCAGCUUUCUUGCUGUCUUUACUAUGUGUGUGUGGCCUCAACUGACUGGACACUUUGUUAGCUGUCUGCAUCCUGGGAAAGCCAUGAGUACAGCCAUGUUUGCCUAUGUUCUUGAGUUAUUCUUCUGUGUAUGGUGUACAGCAUAUAAAUUUGUCCCUGGAGGAAUUUAUGCUAGAGAAAGCUCUCAUCUUCUCUUAGGGUUUAUAAUGUUAUGUAUUGGGGUAGACUUUCUAACAGGACCCAAGAAAGACCUUAGCUCUGUCUUUGAAGUGAAAAACAAUCAAAAGCCACUACUCAAAAAGAGUAAAAACUAUAUUAAACUAUUAUUGUGGCUGUUUGUUGGUGUUGGUAUGCUAGGAUUGGGUCUACGUUAUAAAACUUACCAGAGGAAGUUGGGCCAAGGGGUUCCAAAAAGAGACUUCUCUGCUAUGAUCUGGCCUUUUAGAUUUGCAUAUGACAAUGAAGGAUGGUCUAAUUUGGAAGGAUCAGCUAAUUUGCUUAAUCAGACAGAUGCAGAUUUUAUCACUAUUAUAGAGAGUGAUGCCUCUAAACCAUUCAUUGGGAACAACGAUCCAACAAUGUGGCUAGGAGAAAGACUAGGGUUUUACACAGAUUUUGGUCCAAGCACAAGAGAUCACACUUGGGGGAUUAUGGUGCUAUCAAGGUAUCCAAUUGUAAAAUCUACCCAUCACCUCCUUCCGUCUCCAGAGGGAGAGAUUGCACCUGCCAUCUCCAUGACUGUCAACUUCACAGGGAAACUGGUUGAUUUUGUUGUUGCCCACUUUGGAAAUGAAGAAGAGGACUUGGACAGAAAACUCCAGGCUAUAGCUGUUUCAAAUUUAUUGAAGACUAGCUCUAAGCAAGUUGUAUUUCUAGGAUACAUCACUUCAGCUCCUGGGUCCAGAGAUUAUACCAGAUUAAUAGAAGAUGGAAAUGUCCAGGAUAUUGACAGUACUGAUCAUGACAGAUGGUGUAGUUAUAUUAUGUAUCGCGGAGUAAUAAGGUUGGGCUAUGCCCGCAUAUCUCAUGCUGGUUUAAGUGAUUCAGAAGUCCAGAUGGCCAAAUUUAGGAUCCCAGAUCACGUGGAUAGCUAUGUUGACAAUGACAGAAUUGUCACUGAUCCCAGCCAAGUUCCUGAGGACAUCCAUUUCAAUCCCAGGUUUGGAUCUUAUAAAGAUGGACAUAAUUAUGAACCUAUUCAUCACUUUCAUAUGAGCACUCCUAAAUAUUUUAAACAGACAAAUUAAAAUGAGAAAAUCACUGGGACCAACAAGAAAGAUCAGUUGAAGUUUCUGGGAAUAUACAGGAAGAGACAGCAGUACAUCGGGAGCCUACCAGUGUCUGUCUCAGAAUAAGAAAGAAGGACUCUAGGUAACAUAUAAGAGAGCAACUUCUGAGAGUAAUUGUACUGGAUUCUUCAGUAGGGUGGAGACUCAAGUCUCCUCUUACAUAUAUUCCUGUUUUGGGGCCUUGACUCAGGCAUUUCUGUGUGUAUUGCAAGCUUAGCUUCAGGAGCACUACCUCCAGUGUUGUCACAGAGCACUCAAACCUGGGAGCUGCAGUUCAAACCUCUUGGGCUAAGAAGGACCUGAAAUUGUUAUUUCCCAUUUUCAGAAAGGGUGUUGCAGCUACAAACUUACUAAACAAAAGUUGGGCAUACCCUUUGGUUUUGAAUUGGAGUUGAUGUUACUGAAACAAGUUGGAUGCUGUUUAAGUGUGCAGGUGACCAGCUCCCACCUGUCUCACUGAAACAGAACACCAAAAAUGUUCAGAGUCCUUUACUGACCAUGAGGGAGCUUCUUGGCCCCCGUCAAAGGUGCUGGUUCUUUUGAUGCACCUCUAGAGUUCAGGCAGAAAUUCUGAGCUGCUCUCUUAAGUUUGGCUGCUUAGAGCUUCCUAAUUAUGAAUUAAGCAGAUUUAAAAAAAAAAAAAAUAAUUCAAUUUGAAACUAAGAAAAAAAAAAUCAAAUCUAAGGUUUAAAUAUGAGUUACCAACAGCCCUGAAACAUGUUUUUUCUCAUGGAUGUAAAAUUACAUUUGUUUACAGGGUGUUACAAAAGGACCUUUGGGGUCAAAAUCAUAUAUCUGUGGAGCAAGUGUAACAGAACAAACCUUUUUUACUUCAACAAGGAGCAUAGUAUGAGUCCAUGAGACAGGGCAAUUAAAAUGAGCUGAAUUGUUUCAUGAGGAGUGGUUUGAAAGUUCUAUAAUCUGCAGCUGCUACUUUCUGCCACCUGAGGUCCUCUUUUAUCCCCCAUCAGUACUGUUCUGCUGCUACCACACAAGAAUAAUGCACAGUUGAGAUGUUCCAUUGUAACUCUGAGGGUGAAAAAUCUUUUCAGAAGGAUUACAUUCAGCUGUUUGUAUUUCCUCGGAUAUCAGUUACUUUUUCAUAUCUGCAAAUUAUUCAGAACUGUGACUGCUGGGCUUCUGGCAGACAAUUUGUUUCUUUUCUUACAAUGCCCUGUACUGUGUUUUUUGCAGCUUUAUCUGUGAAUGUUUGGAAAAUUCUGUUUUCCUAAUGUUUUUAUUCUCUUCCCCCUCUGACUUGUAAAACACAUAAUGUCUUGUGAUUCUGUUGCCCAAAAUUAACUUUCAAUAUUAUUUCUAAUCAAAGCAAGGUGAGUGAAGGUAUUUGAGAGAUGCUGUGGCUUUAGCAAUUUGGAAUCUGAUACUCUUUGGAAACAGAAGGCAUUAUCUUUCUCAAAGAUGGUGCUACACUAUGUUUCUAAUAGUGAAGAAGAUAAAACUAAGUAAAUGGCUCCUCUUUCUCAUGUUAGUAUUUGAGGAGCUGACUGUCACGUCUUUCACACCAGCUAAGAGUUUAUGGGUCAGGAUUAAAGGGAAGGCAGGGACAGGAGAUGUUAUAGUGGGGGUCUGCUGCAGGCCACCCAACCAGAAAGACACAGCAGAUGAGUCCCUCUAUAGACAGAUAGGAGCAGCCUCACGUUCGCAGGCCCUGGUCCUCAUGGGGGACUUCAGCCACUCUGAUAUCUGUUAGAGGGACAACACAGCAUGGCACAAGCAAUCCAGGAGGUUCCUGGAAUGCCUUGAUGAUAACCUCCUUCUUGAAGUGAUAGAGGAGCCAAUGGGAAGAAGUGCUAUGCUGGACCUUGUUCUCACCAACACAGAGGGGCUGUGAAGCUCAGGGGCAGCCUUGCCUGCAGUGACCAUGAAAUGGUGGAGCUCAAGGUCUUUAAGGCAGUGAGGAAGGUGCACAUCAAACUCACUACCCUGGAAUUCAGGAGAGCAGACUUUGGUCUCUUCGGUGAUCUACUUGGUAGACUAGCAUGGGAUAAAGCCCUGGAGGGAAGAGGGGGCCAAGAAAGCUGGUUAAUA